UUUGCGCAUCUCCAAAUCGCAAAUUGUUUCUCCCAGCUCUCCAGCAGAGCGCAGUUUUAAUGUCUCUACCCGGGAGAAAGCUUUCAUAGUCAUGCUCGAGCGACGACGCUCCAUCUGAGAUUCUUGUAUUUACAAAAAGGAAAAGGAAAAAAAUUUUAAAAAAAUGGAACAGCUCUCCAAACCAGAGAGCAAAAAUAUGGAUGCGUGUCUGAGGCGACUGAAGCAAGAACUGCUGUCUAUGAAAGAAGCCGGGGAUGGCCUCCACGCUCAGAUGAAUUCAAUGAUGGGAGCCCUCCAGGAACUCAAGCUCCUUCAGGUUCAGACAGCGCUAGAAAACCUUGACAUUUCAGGUCGGCCCAUUAACCGAGGGAUCCCACAUCCUGCUACGCCAGCUCCUCCGGACGCAUCAGCAGCUGCAGCAGCUUCAGCUUCAGAAAAGGAUCACGGGUCCUGCUUUAACCAAAUCCUGCCAGUGGAACCCAGUCCGAGCCCAAUGUCAAGUCCACAGCCGUCUUUGGCGAGUAGAAACACCUUCAGCCGAGAUGACAACAGCCCAUCUCGAAACAGAAGCAGCCUGAGAACCUCGUCUUCCUCGGCGUCCAGUCUGGAGAGUGAGAGCGAAGGGACCUCAAGAACUGCAAGAAGUGAGAACGACCUUGAGUCAAUACCCAGGAGGUGGUCAGGAUACACCGCCCCUCAGGUGGACUUCUAUGGACCAAUGGUGGGAAACCCUCCACCGGAGCCCUACCCUCAGACGCAGGCCCCCCACCGUGCUCAGGUGGUGGACCUGCCUGGCAUCCUGUAUAGCCUCUCCAGAGAGGGUCCUUCACUGGACAGCGACUACUCCCAGGACAGCACAGAUGACGCAAGCGACUGGACCUCUUCACUCAUGAGUCGCAGCCGCAACCGUCAACCCUUGGUACUGGGCGACAACGUCUUCGCCGACCUGGUGGGCAACUGGCUGGACCUGCCCGAGGUAGAGAGGGAGGAGGUGGAAGAAGAGGAGAGGAGGAAGAGGAGAGAGGAGAGGAUGGCAGAUGGAGGAGUGGACAGACCGGACACCCCAGCUCACCCUCUCCGUCUCAGCCGCUCACAGGAGAUCUGCAGGAAGUUCUCGCUGACCACAAACAUCUUCAAGAAGUUCCUGCGCAGCGUCCGGCCCGACAGGGACAAGCUGCUCAAGGAGAGGCCCGGUUGGAUGGCUCCUGAGCUGCCAGAGGGCGACCUCUUCAAAAGGCCCAAGAAACUGGUUCCUAAAAGUUCAAAGGGCAGCUUCUACCUGCCAUUCUGGGCAAAUGGACAGCAGGGCAAAGGCAGGCCGUGUCUAUCUGAAGCAGAAAGGAACCAACAGCACCAUCAACACCAUCAGCAAAACUUCCCCCAGUUCCACCAGCAACCAUUUGCAGGGAUUUAUUUAGACAGGAGACAGCCAGAGACUGGUCUGGAGAAAAUGCAGCCCUUGUUUGACUACAACACAGCUGUGUGGGUCUGACAGUGAGUCUCAGGCCAACAGCCCGCCAGUGAUGCCAGACUGAGUGAGUGACAGGUGCUGGGGGAUUUGGAGGGGAGUGAAUGAAUGAAUGCACGAACGAAUGACUGAGAGGCUUGGAUACAGUUAUCUUCCAAAAAUGAACCGAUACACCCGCAACACGAUUCUCCUGCGACUGAGAGAUUAUCAGGGCAACAUUUUGUCUGACAAUCCUAGAAACCGAAACCUUGUUUGCCGUGUGUGUCUGGGCUUGUGAGUGUGUGCUGGAGAGUGUCUGAGACAUAGUUAAAGAGAGAGUUUUUUUGAGGAUUUAUGCUGCAGGUUUUUGUAUUAUUCUAAUGUCUUUAUGCGUGUAUGCAUGUAUGACUGGUUUCUCUGGUUGUCUUAAAAGACGGUACUUAAAAAAAAAAAAAAA
Messenger RNA from Seriola dumerili (greater amberjack), 1904 nucleotides. RefSeq names its product family with sequence similarity 212 member B (gene inka2). Bases 164 to 1492 code for a protein of 442 amino acids. The record is from RefSeq and is a predicted model, not a curated record. Lineage: Eukaryota; Metazoa; Chordata; Actinopteri; Carangiformes; Carangidae. Gene Ontology annotation, molecular function: protein serine/threonine kinase inhibitor activity; protein kinase binding. The transcript has 2 exons. Gene Ontology annotation, cellular component: nucleus.